Messenger RNA from Arvicanthis niloticus (Nile rat), 954 nucleotides. Lineage: Eukaryota; Metazoa; Chordata; Mammalia; Rodentia; Muridae. The record is from RefSeq and is a predicted model, not a curated record.
AUGGGGUCUGAGAACAACUCACAAAUUUCACAUUUUAUCCUUCUGGGGAUUUCAAAGAACCCAAGACUCCAGGCUUUCUUAUUUGUGCUGUUCCUGGCCAUGUACUUGGUCACCAUGCUUGGGAACCUGCUCAUUGUUGUGGCAACAAUUUCAAGCUCCCAUCUGCAUACACCUAUGUACUUCUUCCUCUCCAACCUAUCCAUUGUGGAUGCCUGCUUCACUUCUACAACUGUCCCAAAGAUGUUGGUGAAUAUAAACACAAAAAGUAAUGUCAUCACAUAUAAGAACUGCAUUGCCCAAAUGCAUUUCUUCAUACUCUUUUCAGGGCUGGAAAUAUUUCUGCUGACUUUGAUGGCCUAUGACAGGUAUGUGGCCAUCUGUCACCCCCUGCAUUAUACUACCAUCAUGAGCUCCCAACUCUGUUUGCUGAUGGUCCUAGCAUCCUGGAUCAUGAAUAUCCUCCACUCCAUAACACAAAGCUUAAUGACAUUGCGGCUGACCUUCUGCACAGAUUUGGAAAUCCCACACUUUUUCUGUGAACUUAAUCAAGUGGUGCAAAAUGCUUGCUCUGAUACCCUUCCCAAUGAUGUGGUUAUCUAUUUUGCAGCUGUGCUGUGGGCUUGUUGUCCCCUGAUGGGAAUCCUUUACUCUUAUUUCAAGAUAUUUUCCUCCCUACGUGCAAUCUCAUCACUUCAGGGGAAGUACAAAGCAUUUUCUACCUGUGCAUCUCACUUGUUAGUUGUCUCUCUAUUUUAUUGCACAGGACUUGGGGUUUACCUCAGCUCUGCUUCAACAAAAAACUCACAGUCAACUGCAAGAACCUCUGUAAUGUACAGUGUGGUCACACCCAUGCUCAACCCCUUCAUCUAUAGCCUUAGGAAUAAAGAUAUAAAGAGGGCUCUGAGAAAAAUGUUGGGCUGGAAGAAAGAGAAGAAUCCUUUACUAAGGUGCUAA